This is a messenger RNA of Xiphias gladius (swordfish), 1007 nucleotides long. Its product is annotated as ubiquitin-conjugating enzyme E2 E2. NCBI's taxonomy places the organism in Eukaryota, Metazoa, Chordata, Actinopteri, Istiophoriformes, Xiphiidae. The record is from RefSeq and is a predicted model, not a curated record. Gene Ontology annotation, biological process: protein polyubiquitination. Gene Ontology annotation, cellular component: nucleus. Gene Ontology annotation, molecular function: ubiquitin conjugating enzyme activity. The transcript has 6 exons. The coding region runs from base 202 to 807 and encodes 201 amino acids.
GUGCGCGCAGAUCGGGAGCGCGCAUGGAGGCGGUCCGGGGCUGCCUCAGUUUUCUGUAAUCGCUUUUUUUUGCUGCUACCUCCAGUUAAAUAGCAAGGACACGGGAGCGAGCAGACGGCCGUGUGAGGAUAUACUUUUUCUCGGUACCUUGGGAUUACGACGCCGAAUUGCAGCAUCGACGGCCAGCCGCCAGGGCCCACGAUGUCCAGCGAAGUGCAGAGACCGGACGACAGCCCCAGCACCAGCGGGGGAAGCUCGGAUAUUGAACAAAGGGAAUCGGUACCGCCUGAGCAGGAGCGAGAGCAAGCGCAGCCCAAAAAGAAGGAGACCAAGAUCUCGAGUAAAACUGCUGCUAAACUUUCAACUAGUGCCAAGAGGAUUCAGAAAGAGCUUGCAGAAAUAACACUAGACCCACCUCCAAACUGCAGCGCCGGCCCCAAAGGAGACAACAUCUACGAGUGGAGGUCGACCAUCCUGGGACCCCCGGGCUCCGUGUACGAGGGAGGCGUCUUCUUCCUGGACAUCGCCUUCACACCAGACUACCCCUUCAAACCGCCCAAGGUAACAUUUCGUACGAGGAUCUAUCACUGCAACAUCAACAGUCAGGGGGUGAUCUGUCUGGACAUCCUGAAGGACAACUGGAGCCCCGCCCUCACCAUCUCCAAGGUGCUGCUGUCCAUCUGCUCCCUGCUCACAGACUGUAACCCAGCCGACCCUCUGGUGGGAAGCAUCGCCACACAGUACCUGACCAACAGAACAGAGCAUGACAGAAUAGCCAAACAAUGGACGAAGAGAUACGCCACAUAGACUUCCUGCCACGAACCGCCCCCUCCUUUACCUCCCCCACCCUUCACUGUACCUCUCUCUACCUCUCUCUCACCCUUAGUCUGUCAAAGCACACUCACUAAGUGCAACGGUAUACCCGCCCUCCUAUCAUCACCCUCCUCCUCUUCCUCACCCCAUCCCCAAACAUUUUAUCUACCUUUUCUGUGUAAAAAAAAAAAAAA